UACUCUGUAGAUAUAUAUAUUUGAGCGAGCUGACCAUGAAUCAGCCAAGUGCACUGCCACAGCAAAAUCCUCACGUCGACAAAGGUGGCCUGUCUCGAUUUAUUCGCCAUCUCGAAUAUUUACUUGCAUUCUCAAUAUUCCCAUCACUUGUCAUUUAUAUUUCGAUGGCCGUUUAUGACCAAUUCCAAAGUCUGAUUCGAAUUUUCCACCACUGCAGCAGACGCGUGCUCCAUUGGCUGGCUAUGACUAAAAGACGCAGCUGGACUGGUGCCAUUCACUGUAUAUUUGCGCACUGGUUGGACAUACGAGUACGAGCUUAGCUUCAGCAAGCGUUGAAGGGGACAACUAAGAUAUUCGAGC
Messenger RNA from Aspergillus wentii DTO 134E9, 360 nucleotides. RefSeq lists its product as uncharacterized. Bases 36 to 320 code for a protein of 94 amino acids. NCBI's taxonomy places the organism in Eukaryota, Fungi, Ascomycota, Eurotiomycetes, Eurotiales, Aspergillaceae. The record is from RefSeq and is a predicted model, not a curated record. The transcript has a single exon.